CGCGGACAGGCGCGAGCCGUCCCCGAACACCUUGCGGUAGGAGGAGGCGGAGCACAAGUAGUGCUCGGAUCCGAAGCUCAUGGUGCCGGGGUCGGGGCUGGGCGCGCGGCUGCGGCGGGACGUGGCGAGGACGCGAAGAAUUCAUCAUACAAAUAAAAUGACAACUUCCUGGAGUGAUCGCCUGCAGAACGCAGCGGAUGUACCUGCUAACAUGGAUAAGCAUGCCUUGAAAAAGUAUCGGCGAGAAGCCUAUCACCGGGUGUUUGUGAACAGAAGUUUAGCCAUGGAAAAAAUAAAGUGUUUUGGUUUUGAUAUGGAUUAUACCCUUGCUGGGGAGCAGUGUAACUCCUUCAGGACUGGAGUGGCACACUACCUGCAUCUGCCUCAUGUGAGUCCUCAUUUGGGCAGCAGUACCCUGCUGGGCUGGAACCUCUGCCGAGUGUACAAGUCUCCAGAAUACGAAUCCCUGGGCUUUGAGCUUACUGUGGAGAGAUUAGUUUCCAUUGGCUAUCCUCAGGAGCUCCUCAGCUUUGCCUAUGAUUCGACAUUCCCUACCAGAGGACUUGUUUUUGACACACUCUAUGGAAAUCUUUUGAAAGUUGAUGCCUAUGGGAACCUCUUGGUUUGUGCACAUGGAUUUAACUUCAUAAGAGGACCAGAAACUAGAGAGCAGUAUCCAAAUAAAUUUAUCCAACGAGAUGACACUGAACGGUUUUACAUUCUGAACACACUGUUCAAUCUUCCAGAGACUUACCUGUUGGCCUGCCUAGUAGAUUUUUUUACUAAUUGUCCCAGAUAUACCAGUUGUGACACAGGAUUUAAAGAUGGGGACCUCUUUAUGUCCUACCGCAGUAUGUUCCAGGAUGUAAGAGACGCAGUCGACUGGGUCCACUACAAGGGCUCCCUUAAGGAAAAGACAGUUGAAAAUCUUGAGAAGUAUGUAGUCAAAGAUGGGAAGUUGCCACUGCUUCUGAGCCGGAUGAAGGAAGUAGGGAAAGUGUUUCUUGCCACUAACAGUGACUAUAAAUACACAGAUAAAAUCAUGACUUACCUGUUUGAUUUCCCACAUGGGCCCAAGCCUGGGAGCUCCCAUCGGCCAUGGCAGUCUUACUUUGAUCUGAUUUUGGUGGAUGCACGGAAGCCACUCUUUUUUGGAGAAGGCACAGUAUUACGUCAGGUGGAUACUAAAACCGGAAAACUGAAAAUUGGCACCUACACAGGCCCCCUGCAGUAUGGCAUCGUCUACUCAGGAGGUUCAUCGGAUACAAUCUGUGACCUGUUGGGAGCCAAGGGCAAAGACAUUUUGUAUAUUGGAGAUCACAUUUUUGGAGAUAUUUUGAAGUCAAAGAAACGGCAAGGGUGGAGAACUUUCUUGGUGAUUCCUGAGCUUGCGCAAGAGCUCCAUGUCUGGACUGACAAGAGUUCACUUUUCGAAGAACUUCAGAGCUUGGAUAUUUUCUUGGCUGAACUCUACAAGCACCUUGACAGCAGUAGCAAUGAGCGCCCCGACAUUAGUUCCAUUCAGAGAAGGAUUAAGAAAGUAACUCACGACAUGGACAUGUGCUACGGCAUGAUGGGGAGCUUGUUCCGCAGCGGCUCCCGGCAGACACUCUUUGCCAGUCAAGUGAUGCGCUACGCUGACCUCUAUGCGGCAUCCUUCAUCAACCUGCUCUACUACCCAUUCAGCUACCUCUUCAGAGCUGCCCACGUCCUGAUGCCUCACGAAUCAACAGUGGAGCACACACACGUGGACAUCAACGAGAUGGAGUCCCCGCUCGCCACCCGGAACCGCACGUCAGUGGAUUUCAAAGACACCGACUACAAACGACACCAGCUUACGAGGUCCAUUAGUGAGAUCAAGCCCCCCAACCUCUUCCCACUGGCUCCCCAGGAGAUCACACACUGCCAUGAUGAAGAUGAUGAUGAAGAGGAGGAAGAGGAAGAAUAAGGCAGACUAAAAUCCUGAGCACCCACCAAGUCUGGCACAACUCACGGGGCAAGGGGUGGCCUUGUUUGGAUUGUACUAGGGAGGGUGGGAGGACUCCAUCAGAGGUACGUUUGGAGAGCUUCUGAAGGCUUUAAGUAAUUCUGAUCAUAGCUCCUUACUUCAGUUUUGUGUGUCUGUAUUCUCUGCAGAUAGUUUGAAGCUGUAUAGGAAGAACAGGUAAAAAGCCAGGUGGAAUGCAUGCAGACGGCACCACUGUGGCUUGUGAUAGUGUCCCUUGUCUGUCUUCGUCGUCGGUGUGUCAUCUGGAUACACUAAGGUAGUAAAGGGUUUCAGAGCAGGGCCACGGGACUGAGGGAAGAGGUGAUCCACAAAUCUGUAUUACUACAAACUGUGCUUUUGCUCCAAACCCCCACUUUUUCCGUGCAUUACACAGUGUUGUAUAUCAGUGGAGAAAUACAUGUUUUCAUUAUCAA
Meriones unguiculatus (Mongolian gerbil) is the source of this 2421-nucleotide messenger RNA. RefSeq names its product 5'-nucleotidase, cytosolic II (gene Nt5c2). Gene Ontology annotation, biological process: IMP metabolic process; adenosine metabolic process. The coding region runs from base 80 to 1948 and encodes 622 amino acids. The transcript is spliced from 19 exons. Gene Ontology annotation, molecular function: 5'-nucleotidase activity. NCBI's taxonomy places the organism in Eukaryota, Metazoa, Chordata, Mammalia, Rodentia, Muridae. The record is from RefSeq and is a predicted model, not a curated record.